Arabis nemorensis is the source of this 186-nucleotide messenger RNA. Lineage: Eukaryota; Viridiplantae; Streptophyta; Magnoliopsida; Brassicales; Brassicaceae. The record is from the annotation of a GenBank genome assembly.
AUGGACUUGGUGUGCCGGUCAUUGAUCCUGAAUACAAGUCACCCGGUAAAGGCCAACAUGCACAACUUUGGAGAAUUCAUGCUAGCUCUUAUGCAGAUAAAUGAAGCUGUUGAUGAGCUGUCUCUGUCUUUCACUUAUUCAUCAAACCUCAUGAUGAUGCUUGUUUCCCUCUUCACCAUCAUGUGA